Pedinophyceae sp. YPF-701 is the source of this 1272-nucleotide messenger RNA. The record is from the annotation of a GenBank genome assembly. NCBI's taxonomy places the organism in Eukaryota, Viridiplantae, Chlorophyta, Pedinophyceae.
AUGAAGGUGGCGGACCUGGCGCAGCCGGACGCCGUCGACGCGUACAGGCCGUCCCUGUACCGCAGGACGCUGCCCGAGGGCCUGUGCGUCCCGUUCUCGUCCGUCGAGGGGCGGCAGGUGUUCGCGGAGGCGCUGUCGCAGGGCACGCUGUCGGGGUUCUUCAACCUCGUCGAGCAGUACAACACGCAGAUCGAGCCCGCCUUCUGCGGCCUCACGUCGCUGGCCAUGGUGCUCAACGCCCUCAAGGUGGACCCGCGCCGCGUCUGGAAGGGCCCCUGGCGCUGGUUUCACGAGGAGAUGCUCGACUGCUGCGAGCCGCUGGACAAGGUGCGCCGCGACGGCAUCGUGCUCGCCAAGGUGGCGUGCCUGGCGCGGUGCAACGGCGCGCAGGUGCGCCUCGUCGGGCACGAGGACGGCGACGUCGAGCGCUUCCGGGAGGACGUCCGCGCGGCCUGCACCGCGGGGACGCGGCACGUCAUCGUGUCGUACGACCGCAGCUCGCUGAAACAGACGGGCACGGGCCACUACAGCCCCGUCGGCGGGUACCACGCGGGGCGCGACCUCGUGCUGAUCCUGGACACGGCGCGGUUCAAGUACCCGCCGCACUGGGUGCCCCUCGACGAGCUCUUCCGCGCCAUGGCCCCCGUGGACCCCGCCACGGGCCGGCCGCGUGGGUACAUCGUCCUGGAAGCCAAGAGCCCCAGGUCGCUGCUGUUCUCGCUGGACCUGUCGCAGCGGGACUGGCGGGACUCGCACCGGUUCGUGGCGAGCGACGUGGCGCGCAUCGCGUCGCAGUACCGAGGGGCCGAGCUGCGCGAGCUCGUGGCGGAGCUCGUGGCGAACAUGCCGCGCGGGGCGCCGGAGUUCGUGGGCGUGCGCGGCGGCAGCGUGGGGCUGGCGGAGCGCUGCAGCCAGCUGCCCGAUGGCACGUGGGACCACCGCUGCGUGCCCGUCGACCAGCAGCGCAACCUGCUCUCCGAGAUCCGCGCCACGCAGGCGUUCGGCGCCGUCCGGGGCGCCCUCGGCGACGGCAGCGACGGCGCAGGGGCCCUCUUCCGGGCGGAGCGGAUCACGAUGCUGCUGCUGAUGGCCCCGCCCGGGAGCUGGGAGGGCGUGGCCGACGCGGCGCUGCGGAGGGAGGCGCUGGCGGCGUUCGACACCAAGCAGGAGACCCUGUCCAUCGUGGGCAGCGAGGCGACGUACCUGCAGGAGCAGAUGCGACACGUGAGCGGCAUGGCGGCCGCGCAGCCGGACCCGCAAGGCUCCGCUUGA